Closterium sp. Naga37s-1 is the source of this 735-nucleotide messenger RNA. Lineage: Eukaryota; Viridiplantae; Streptophyta; Zygnematophyceae; Desmidiales; Closteriaceae. The record is from the annotation of a GenBank genome assembly.
AUGUCCUCCCACCGCCCCCAUCCAUCCCUCCACCACCAGCUCUCAUUCACCCCAGCUACAGGUGAACGGCUCAAAUCUGUGGCCCCACCAAUCUACAGCAUUGUGAAUCUGGAGGGCGUGGCGUGGCAGGAAAAGGCCCGCUGGGAGGAGUGGCACGUGGAGCGGUUCACUCUCUUCAUCCUCCUCCCCCCCAUCACCAGGAGAAGGCCCCCUGGGAGGAGCGGCACGUGGAGCGCUUCACUCUCGACCUCACUCAAAUCUCCCGCCCAGGUCCCCUGCCCGGUGCUGCUGCUGGUGGCGCUGCUGGUGCUGGUGGCUCAUCUCCUUCCCCCUCCCUCCCCCCAUCACCUCCAGGUAUCAUUCAACCCGGCUACAGGCGAGCGCUUGAAAUCUGUAGCCCCACCCACCUACAGCAUUGUAAAUCUGGAGGGCGUGACGUGGCAGGAGAAGGCCCGCUGGGAGGAGCGGCACGUGGAGCGCUUCACUCUCGACCUCACUCAAAUCUCCCGCCCGGGACCUCUGCCUGGUGCUGCUGCUGGUGGUGCUGGUGCUGGUGGUGGCGGUGGCAGUGGUGGUGGCGGUGGUGGUGCUGGCAAUGGCAAUGCAGCAGGGGUGAAAGAGGCAGGUGACUACUCAGCUCCUGCUGCGUUUGAUGCCUUGAAUCAGCAGUUGGAGGAGGAGGGAGGAGGAGGGGGAGGGGCAGCAGCAGCUGUAUGGGGGAUCAUCCGGAGGUGA